This is a messenger RNA of Ipomoea triloba (trilobed morning glory), 3716 nucleotides long. RefSeq names its product protein FLOWERING LOCUS D. Gene Ontology annotation, molecular function: oxidoreductase activity; protein binding. The record is from RefSeq and is a predicted model, not a curated record. The transcript has 4 exons. The coding region runs from base 213 to 3455 and encodes 1080 amino acids. Lineage: Eukaryota; Viridiplantae; Streptophyta; Magnoliopsida; Solanales; Convolvulaceae.
UUUGCAGCCCAAUCUGACACGAAAGGGUUUGGAUUUUGGAGUGAGUUCUUCAAUUUUCUGGAGACGGAUGCCACCGGAACCCCAAGUCCAUAACCAAUCGAUACCGGGUUAUGUACCCGAUUGACUGAAUCCGGGUACGGGUUACAUCGUCGUCUUCUUCGCCAUCGUGUUCCAGCUUUGUACUGAAGUGAGAAGCUCACAAACACACAGAUAUGGAUCCAUCAAACCAAACCCCUAAUCCGGACCACCCGUACAUUACCAGUAACAACCCGCUACAUUUCACCAUCCAUUUGCCGCAAUCAAACCCCAUUCCAAACCCUAACCACAGUUUCAAUCCAAUCCCAAUUUAUGAUCAUAACCCUAGUACCUCAAUCACUCAACAAUUGAUCUCUCUCUCCAUUCCGCGGAAGCGAAGGCAAGGCCGUCCUCGAAAUACCACAGCGUCGAACCAGGUAUAUAAUAAUGUACAAUUUCUCGGACCCCUGUCAGAAAAUCCCAAUUUCUCGAGACUUAAUGGAGUUGGAGGCCCUAAUGCUGUCACCAAUUCCGCUGUGCAAAGACAAAGCGCUGCCGACGUAUCGGACGAGAUCAUCGUGAUCAACAAGGAGGCCACGUCCGAGGCCUUGAUUGCGCUAACAGCUGGUUUUCCAGCUGACUCGCUUACAGAUGAGGAAAUUGAUGCUAGGGUUGUUUCUAUGGUUGGUGGGAUUGAACAGGUAAAUUACAUUCUCAUUAGGAAUCAUAUUAUUACGAAAUGGCGGGAAAAUGUGUCUACUUGGGUGACAAAGGAUAUGUUUGUUGAUAUUAUUCCGAAGCAUUGUAGUACUCUACUGGAUUCUGCAUAUAACUACUUAGUUUCGCGUGGAUAUAUUAACUUUGGAGUGGCACCAGCUAUUAAGGAGAAGAUUGUUCCUGACCCUAGUAAGCCAAGAGUGAUUGUUAUUGGGGCUGGACUGGCAGGGUUGGCUGCAGCAAGACAAUUGAUGUCAUUUGGGUUUAAAGUGACAGUCUUGGAGGGAAGGAAGCGUGCGGGUGGAAGGGUGUAUACAAAGAAGAUGGAAGGGGGGAAUCGGACAGCAUCUGCGGAUUUGGGAGGGAGUGUGUUGACAGGAACAUUGGGGAAUCCGCUUGGAAUUCUUGCCAGACAACUGUCUUAUACCCUUCAUAAGGUGAGGGAUAAGUGUCCACUGUAUAGACCAGAUGGGAAACCAGUUGAUCCAGAUUUGGAUCAGAAGGUAGAGACGGAUUUUAACAGACUUUUAGAUCAGGCAAGCAAGCUCAGGCAGUCAAUGGGAGAUGUUUCUCAGGAUGUGUCUCUUGGGGCUGCAUUGGAGACUUUCCGCCAGGUUACUGGUAAUGAGGUAAAUGAUCAGGAAAUGAGCCUGUUUAACUGGCAUCUUGCAAAUCUGGAAUAUGCAAAUGCUGGCUUACUUUCAAAACUUUCAUUAGCAUUUUGGGACCAAGAUGACCCCUAUGAUAUGGGAGGGGAUCAUUGCUUUUUGCCUGGCGGAAAUGGAAGGCUAGUUCAAGCUAUGGCUGAGAAUGUUCCUAUUCUUUAUGAGAAAACUGUGCACACAAUUCGUUACAGUAGUGAUGGCGUGCAGGUCGUUGCUGGGGCACAGGUCUUUGAGGGUGAUAUGGCACUGUGCACUGUUUCGCUUGGAGUUCUGAAGAAUGGGUCUAUUAAGUUUAUACCAGAAUUGCCUCAGAGGAAGCUUGAUGGAAUAAAAAGACUAGGAUUUGGUUUGUUAAAUAAGGUUGCAAUGCUUUUCCCACAUGUUUUCUGGGGCACUGAUCUUGACACGUUUGGGCAUCUUGCGGAGGAUCCUAGUCAUCGUGGGGAGUUCUUUCUGUUCUAUAGCUAUGCACCUGUUGCUGGUGGUGCUCUAUUGAUAGCUCUAGUAGCUGGAGAAGCUGCUCACAAAUUUGAGAGCAUGUCCCCAACUGAUGCUGUGACACAGGUUAUUCAGAUUCUUAAAGGGAUAUAUGAACCACAAGGAAUUGAAGUACCUGAGCCUAUCCAAACGGUCUGUACAAGAUGGGGUAGUGAUCCCUUCAGCUUAGGAUCGUACUCUAAUGUUGCUGUGGGUGCAUCUGGGGAUGACUAUGAUAUUUUAGCUGAAAAUGUUGGAGAUGGAAGACUUUUCUUUGCAGGGGAAGCCACUACAAGGCGUUAUCCAGCGACUAUGCAUGGAGCUUUUCUUACUGGGCUUAGAGAAGCUGCCAAUAUCGCUCAUCAUGCUAGGGUUAGAAAUUUGAAGUUGAAAGUUGAGAAAAACCCAUCAAAGAAUGCUCAUUCUUGCGCUUCUCUUCUUGCUGAUUUAUUCAGGCAGCCAGACUUGGAAUUCGGUAGCUUUUCUGUAAUCUUUGCUAGAAAAGUUACUGAUCCCAAAUCAGCGGCAAUUUUAAGGGUGACAUUUAGUGGACCAGGUAAGAAAAGUAAUGAUGGAUUAAAGCCUGACCAGCACUCAAAUAAAUUACUUUUUCAGCAGCUUCAGUCUCAUUUUAAUCAGCAGCAAGAACUUCAUGUCUAUACAUUGUUAUCUAAGCAACAAGCACUGGAGCUGAGAGAGGUGAGAGGGGGUGAUGAGGCCAGGCUGAAUUACAUUGGUGAGAAAUUUGGGGUGAAGCUGGUCGGGAGGAAGGGUUUGGGGUCAUCCGCGGAUUCUUUAAUAGCUUCCAUUAGGGCUGAGAGGGGAAAACGUAAACCUGGAUCAAAUCCUCUUAAAUCUGGUAUGUCAAAUUCAAAAGUUGCCACUGCAAAGAAGAGAUUAGUCAGAAAAGCUAAAAUAGUACGCAGAGGCAAUGGACUUGCUGCACCCAACAGAGAUACCAGAAUGAAAGCAGUUUGUACUGCCAAUAACCCUGCCCCUGCACCACACACUAACUCCGGUCCUAAACCAGUGAGCAAUAACACUAGCGGCAUGCCUCUUCCAAAUCCAAAUGAUGUUGGCGUGAAUAUCAAUAUGGGGUCUAAACCAGCUAGUAGUAACGGCUCCACACUUCAUCUAAACCCAAAUGUUGCUGCAAGAUUAGCAAGCAAUACCCCUAGCUCUAGCCAGGUUUCUAAUUCAAAUAGUGAAGUGAAUGUUAACAUGGUGUCUAGGCCAGGGAGUAGUGGUACUGGUUAUGCAGUGCCUUGGAAUUUGAAUUCGGAUGUUGCAUUUGGAGGACACGCCACUAUGUUCACCCCGCCUUUGAAUUCAAGUAUCGGUUUGGAUAACAACAUGGAUUCUAAACUAGGGGGCAGUGGCUCCACCCUGCCUCUGAAUUGGAACGUUGAUGCUCCAUCAGUGCCAUCGGGCAACAAAACCAGUAGCUCAACCCCUCCAAGCUUGACUCUUGAAGAAAUUUUCUGGGAUGAUAGCAGUGGCUCCACUCUUCUCCCAAGUAAUUGUGAUGAUAGCGCACAAACAUUUGAUCUACCUCCUAGUGUGAAUUUUGAUUUCCCAUAGUUGAUCAUGAAUCAUUAUUAUUAUUAUUAUUUCAAUCCAUCAUGGAAGUCUUUUAUAGUCCUGUCUCAAUUACUGCUGGUAAAUCAACCAGAAAGAGCCUCAAGUGUUCAUUGGCAGAGUUGAUUGGGGCGAUUCAUUAACAUUUUGAUAUUAACAAUACCUAAGCUCAACAUUUAUGUACUAACUUCUGUGGCAGAGGAAAUGAGUUGUACUUUGAUGUUAAUUAUCAAAUAUAUAAUGUACUUCUAUAGUUUUAUGGCA